AUGCCCAAAAACAGCAAGGCCGUCAAGAGAGAGCUUGACGACGAUGUCACAGAGUCGGCACGGGACCUGCUUUCCAACGAGGACGCCUGUGAUGAUUCCUUCAAGAAGAGUUCGCUGAUCAUCGGCGGCCAUGACGGCGACGGCAAGGAACGCGAUGUUGAAGAGGGCGGCUCCGAUGGCGAUGAUGAGGAGGAAGAGCGACCAGCCUGGAACAGCAAAUUGCAGUACAUCCUGGCUCAGGUGGGCUUCUCUGUAGGCCUCGGCAACGUCUGGAGGUUCCCGUACCUGUGCCAGAAGAAUGGAGGCGGGGCUUACCUGGUGCCCUACUUGAUCCUGCUGGUGUUGAUUGGCAUCCCGCUUUUUUUCCUGGAGCUGGCCGUGGGUCAGCGCAUCCGUCGGGGAAGCAUCGGUGUGUGGAACUAUAUCAGCCCUCGACUGGGGGGUAUCGGCUUCGCUAGUUGCGUGGUGUGUUUCUUCGUGGCUCUCUACUACAAUGUCAUCAUCAGCUGGAGCCUCUUUUACUUCUCACAGUCCUUCCAGCAACCGCUGCCUUGGGAUGAGUGUCCACUCGUCAAGAACCAGAACAGCACAUUGACUUUUUAUCGUACAGAUCCACCGUACAGGGUGCCUGAGUGCGAUAAGAGCUCAGCAACGACUUACUACUGGUACCGUGAAGCCCUGGACAUCUCUGACAGCAUCUCUGAGGGCGGAGGACUCAACUGGAAGAUGACGCUGUGCCUCCUGGCCGCCUGGUCAAUGGUCUGCCUGGCCAUGAUCAAGGGCAUCCAGUCCUCUGGGAAGGUUAUGUACUUCAGUUCAUUGUUCCCAUACGUGGUGCUUAUCUGCUUCCUGGUUCGUUCACUGCUCCUGGAGGGCUCCAUGGAUGGGAUUCGCCACAUGUUCACGCCCAAGCUGGAAAAGAUGCUGGAGGCCAAAGUCUGGCGCGAGGCGGCCACGCAGGUGUUCUUCGCGCUGGGCCUGGGCUUCGGCGGCGUCAUCGCCUUCUCCAGCUAUAACAAGCGCAACAACAACUGCCACUUUGAUGCGGUACUGGUGUCCUUCAUCAACUUCUUCACAUCCGUGCUGGCCACUUUGGUGGUGUUCGCAGUGCUCGGCUUCAAGGCCAACAUCAUGAACGGCAAAUGCGUGGAGAACAACAGCAAAAAGAUUGUGGGUCUGCUGGGAAAUGGUAUCGAGGCCAACCUGAUCCCCAACCACAUCAACCUUAGUCACAAAGUGAGCGUGGAUGACUACCAUCAGAUGAUUGCCAUCAUCAAAGGUGUCAAGGAGGACAACUUUUCCAAAUUUGGACUGGACUCUUGUAGAAUUGAGAAUGAUCUCAACAAGACGGUGCAGGGCACAGGCCUGGCAUUCAUCGCCUUCACGGAGGCCAUGACGCAUUUCCCUGCGUCUCCCUUCUGGUCGGUGAUGUUCUUCCUCAUGCUGAUCAACUUAGGACUUGGCAGCAUGUUCGGGACCAUCGAGGGCAUCCUCACACCUCUUAUCGACACGUUCAAAGUGCGCAAGGAGCUCUUGACCGUGGGCUGCUGCGUGCUGGCCUUCUCCCUCGGCCUGGUUUUCGUGCAGCGCUCAGGGAACUACUUUGUCACCAUGUUCGACGACUAUUCGGCCACGCUGCCGCUGCUCAUCGUGGUCAUCCUGGAGAAUCUCGCCAUUGCUUGGUUCUAUGGCAUCGACAAGUUCUUUGAGGACCUUAAGGACAUGCUGGGCUUCACACCGUACCGCUUCUACUACUACAUGUGGAAGUUUAUCACGCCCAUCCUGCUGUUGGUGCUGCUGGGCAGCAGCUUCGUCCAGCUCAUCAUGAAGCCGCCCGAAUAUAGUGCCUGGAUACAAGCCCAGGCCAAGGAGGAGAUGGUUGGCUUCCCCCCGUGGGGCGUGGCGGUGUGCGUCUCCCUGGUGGUGGUGGCGGUGCUGCCCGUGCCGGUGGUGUUCGUGCUGCGCUACUUCAAUGUGAUGGCCGACGGCGGUGCUGGCGGCAUCUCGGCAGUGUCCUACAAAAAGGGCCGCAUCAUCAAGGAGAGCGCCGCGCCCGGCGAGGAUGACGACGCCAGCCUCCUUCGCGCCAAGAUCACGCCUAACGAGGCUCCCUCGCCUGCGCCUGCCAACGGUAUCUACCGCAAGCAGAACGCCGGCCGCGGCGACGGGGGUCCCGAAGUGGACGCCACGCCUAACGGUCGCUAUGGCAUCGGCUACCUGAUGGCCGACAUGCCGGAUGUGCCUGAAUCGGACUUGUAG
Molecule: messenger RNA, 2259 nt
Organism: Nerophis lumbriciformis (worm pipefish)
Lineage: Eukaryota; Metazoa; Chordata; Actinopteri; Syngnathiformes; Syngnathidae
Source: RefSeq, a predicted model, not a curated record